This is a messenger RNA of Zasmidium cellare ATCC 36951, 351 nucleotides long. RefSeq lists its product as uncharacterized. The record is from RefSeq and is a predicted model, not a curated record. Lineage: Eukaryota; Fungi; Ascomycota; Dothideomycetes; Mycosphaerellales; Mycosphaerellaceae. Gene Ontology annotation, biological process: protein insertion into ER membrane. Gene Ontology annotation, molecular function: protein folding chaperone. The transcript is spliced from 6 exons. Gene Ontology annotation, cellular component: endoplasmic reticulum membrane. Bases 1 to 351 code for a protein of 116 amino acids.
AUGGCAGCCAAGAAAGACAUGCGCCGCGACGACCUGAUCGUCCCCUACUCCGAUCCUGACAAGGACAAGGAAAACACAGACUUCCAGAGCACAAUGACAAGCACCUUGCCCAUGGCUGCCAUAUUCACGAGGAACAAGAUGCUCGGCUGGACGGCUGUUCUCUUCGCCAUCCAGCAGUGGCUGUCCGAGACGCCCGCGCAAAAGGCCAACUCUGCCUCGCCGGCGUAUCUGUCUAUCGGCAUGUCAGUGCUUUCGCUGGGUGUUGGAUACAUGCCUUUGUUCAUGCCGCCUCCUCCUGGAUCCAGGCCGGGAAGCGGCACCGAAGCUCCCGCAGCUGCACCUCCCUCAUAG